Molecule: messenger RNA, 9057 nt
Organism: Loxodonta africana (African savanna elephant)
Lineage: Eukaryota; Metazoa; Chordata; Mammalia; Proboscidea; Elephantidae
Gene: CLCN3
Product: chloride voltage-gated channel 3
Exons: 12
Coding region: 3368-5743 (791 amino acids)
Biological process (GO): chloride transport; transmembrane transport
Cellular component (GO): synaptic vesicle; plasma membrane; Golgi apparatus
Molecular function (GO): voltage-gated chloride channel activity
Source: RefSeq, a predicted model, not a curated record
ACACCAGUUUUGGUCCUUAGCUAAAAAUAAUUUAAAUAUGACUACAAAACUUUUUGUUGUUGUCGUUGGGUGCCGUCGAGUCGGUUUCGACUCAUAGCGACCCUAUGCACAACAGAACGAAACACUGCCCGGUCCUGAGCCAUCCUUACAAUCCUUGUUAUGCUUGAGCUCAUUGUUCGCAGCCACUGUGUCAAUCCACCUCGUUGAAGGCCUUCCUCUUUUCCACUGACCCUGUACUCUACCAAGCAUGGUGUCCUUCUCCAGGGACUUAUCCCUCCUGACAACAUGUCCAAAUUAUGUAAGACCCAGUCUCGCCAUCCUUGCCUCUAAGGAGCAUUCUGGCCGUACUUCUUCUAAGACAGAUUUGUUCGUUCUUUUGGCAAUCCAUGGUAUAUUCAAUAUUCUUUGCCAGCACCACAAUUUAAGGGAGUCGGUUCUUCUUUGGUCUCCCUUAUUCAUUGUCCAGUGUUCACGUGCGUAUGAUGCGAUUGAAAAUACCAUGGCUUGGGUCAGGUGCACCUUAGUCUUCAAGGUGACAUCUUUGCUCUUCAACAUGUUGAAGAGGUCCUUUGCAGCAGAUUUACCCAAUGCAAUGCGUCUUUUGAUUUCUUGGCUGCUGCUUUGACGACUGUUGAUUGUGGAUCCAUGUAAAAUGAAAUCCUUGACAACGUCAAUCUUUUCUCUGUUUAUCAUGAUGUUACUCAUUGGUCCAGUUGUGAGGACUUUUGUUUUCUUUAUUGUUGAGGUGCAAUCCAUACUGAAGGCUGUGGUCUUUGAUCUUCAUUAGUAAGUGCUUCAAGUCCUCUUCACUUUCAGCAAGCAAGGCUGUGUCAUCUGCAUAACGCAGGCUGUUAAUGAGUCUUCCUCCAAUCCUGAUGCCCCGUUCUUCUUCAUAUAGUCCAGCUUCUCAGAUUAUUUGCUCAGCCUACAGAUUAAAUGGAUCCUGGCUGAAAGCAGAGAAUACCAGAAGGAUGUUUACCUGUGUUUUAUUGACUAUGCAAAAGCAUUCGACCGUGUGCAUCAUAACAAACUAUGGAUAACAUUGCGAAGAAUGGGAAUUCCAGAACACUUAAUUGUGCUCAUGAGGAACCUUCACAUAGAUCAAGAGGCAGUUGUUCGGACAGAACAAAGGAAUACUGAUUGGUUUAAAGUCAGGAAAGGUGUGCGUCAGGGUUGUAUUCUUUCAGCAUACCUAUUUAAUCUGUAUGCUUUUCUACAAAACUUUUACUUAUGUAAUAUUGUCAGUAUGUUUUAUAGGGAGGGUAUUCUUAAUAUUUGAAAACAAACUUCUCUAGUUAGUGUUAACUAUCAGAUUCAUUUUUCAUUUCUGACAAAGUUGUAGAUCAGGUGAAACAAGUUGAGAGAGCUCCUACAAAUACCAGAAAAACUUGUAAAUUGAUUUUCAUUUUAUGUGAAACCAUGCAAGGACAUAAAUGGUAUCAUUAAAAACUAAAUCAUUUGUAAAUGCCGUAAAACAUGUCUUUAAAAUAAAAAUCUUAUGGUACUAGAACAUACCAAAUGACCAGUUUUACCUGUAGUAUGUAAAAUUAGCUCUUGUCAAUGCUUUUCUUGUCUAAAAAAUUAUUUCCAAGAAAAUUUGAAAAAUACAACAGAAUGAAAAAAAACUUACAAUCCCAUCAUAAAUAUUAGUAGCUAGAAUCAGGAUUAGAUAGACUAUGCCUGUAGCAGUAAUUUUAGUUUAGAUUCUUUUUCCAGAACCAUUCCUUCCAAAUCCCAGAUGGAAUUUUCUAAGAAGUUCUGUCUGACUGAAGUGCAAACUUUUUGAAGUAUAGAAACUUUAAACAAUUUUUUAAAAAACUGCAGGUAACUGAAAUGUAUUUCUCCUCUUUCCUACUCUUUGAGAUCUCUACUUGCAUCCCUCACCCCACAUUCAUGAAUAAACAGUUUGAGUUGGAGUGGAUCUUAGAAAUUGGCCCGCUCAAUACUUGGGGAAAGAAACAGGGCUUCAAACGGGUUUGUUCUGGUUCCAACUCCUGCUGAGAGUAGUUCUAACAAGUUCCCAGGGGAUGCUAAUGCUGCUGGUUGGGGACGAAUUCUGAGAACCACUAGCAGAGCAAUGGUUCUCAAAAUUUAUUAUACACCAGAAUCACCCGGGGAUCUUGUUCAAAAGGUAGAUUCUGAUUCAGUAUAUCUGGGAUGGAAAAGUAAAUUCGCAGGUUCGAAGCCCUAGAAACAAAUUACACAGAACUCCUGAGUCCAAUGGAAUUGCUCUUAAUGAAUGGCAAGUUUUUAUUUAGCACCAUAGCAAGUGGUCUAGUGGAAACACUUGAAAGAAUGGUAACUGUAAAAGUUUGAACUCUGAGCAUUAGAUUUUUAGAGUGGCAGUUUUAAACGAAAUGAAGUGCUUUAUUUCUGAAUUUUACAAAAAAAAAAUUCUAGCAAAGAGAUGAUUGGAAUACCUAAUUUUGGACACAUUUUACUGUGCGCCUUUAAGCAAAAAGCCUUUGUGUUGAGAGAUAUGAAGACUCCUUCCUACUAAGUGCCCUGUUGCCUGGCUUUACAAACUGUAAUGAAGUUUCCCAGUAUGCAGGUAAAUUUUUUUUCUCCUCAAAGCCAGAAUGUCUGACUAGCUAGUUCCUUGAGGGAACAAACAAGAGGGCUGCUGGAGGGGAUCAAUGAGAUAAAAAAAACAAAAACAGAAACGCCUUCAACUGGUUAGUAUUUUAAUCCUCAACAAAAGGCUGCUGUAUAUUUUAGUUAAUUAAAAAAAAUACUAUUAACAGCUCACCUUUGGUAUGUUUUAGUCUUUUCUGUAUGGCAUUACAUUUUCUUUUGUCUUCAUAAACCCACAUCACAUUACUGUAUAAAAUAAGUACAUUUACAUUAUAAAAUCAUACAACAUAUUAGAGUGUUAUCCCUAGGUUUCUAUAUUACAAAUGAAAAAGGGCAUAGACUGUAUCCAAAAUUUCCUUUUCACAUUUCUGUAUUGAAUACUUUGUUCUUAUCUUAAAAAUGAAGCAAUGUUUCUGUUGUCUUAGCAUAGUUGCCACUGAUGUUAUAGAAGCUAUACUGCUGAGUGCUUUAAAAUUCUGGAACCAGUUUUUUUCUGUUAUACUUGGAGCUUAGUCAUCAUCAUACGUAGCAGGACCUGAUUAAGACGCCUGUCCUGCCUCUAAGCCUAGCUAGAUUGUAGCCACUAGCAACCAGCCUGCAAUAAUUUCCCUUUGAUGACAUCAUCGGCUGUGGAAGAACCCAGUUGCUUCAGCCAGUCGAACUACAGUUCUAAUCCUCAUCAAAUAUGGCAUCUCCCUUGCCUGCUGCAGCAGGGGUAGAAGAAAUGCCACUGUAUUUUUAAGCUAGCAAGCUUUUCUUUUUCUUUUGCUGCCGCUUUUUAAAAAUUCUAAUCAUGGAUGCUUCUUCCGAUCCCUAUUUGCCUUAUGACGGGGGAGGAGACAGUAUUCCCCUCAGGGAAUUACAUAAAAGAGGAACUCAUUAUACAAUGACAAAUGGAGGCAGCAUUAACAGCUCUACGCACUUACUGGAUCUUUUAGAUGAACCAAUUCCAGGUGUUGGUACAUAUGAUGAUUUCCACACUAUUGAUUGGGUGCGAGAGAAAUGUAAAGACCGAGAAAGGCAUAGACGGAUCAACAGCAAAAAGAAAGAAUCGGCAUGGGAAAUGACAAAAAGCUUGUAUGACGCGUGGUCUGGAUGGCUGGUGGUGACGCUAACAGGGCUGGCAUCAGGAGCACUGGCUGGAUUAAUAGACAUUGCUGCCGAUUGGAUGACUGACCUAAAAGAGGGCAUUUGUCUCAGUGCGUUGUGGUAUAACCAUGAACAGUGUUGUUGGGGAUCUAAUGAAACAACAUUUGAAGAGAGGGAUAAGUGUCCAGAGUGGAAAACAUGGGCAGAAUUGAUCAUAGGUCAAGCAGAGGGUCCUGGUUCUUACAUCAUGAACUACAUAAUGUACAUCUUCUGGGCCUUGAGUUUUGCCUUUCUUGCAGUUUCGCUAGUAAAGGUGUUUGCUCCAUAUGCUUGUGGCUCUGGAAUUCCAGAGAUUAAAACUAUUUUGAGUGGAUUCAUCAUCAGAGGUUACUUGGGAAAAUGGACUUUAAUGAUUAAAACCAUCACGUUAGUACUGGCCGUGGCAUCAGGUUUGAGUUUAGGGAAAGAAGGCCCCUUGGUACAUGUUGCCUGUUGCUGUGGAAAUAUAUUUUCCUACCUCUUUCCGAAGUAUAGCACAAAUGAAGCUAAAAAAAGGGAGGUGCUGUCAGCUGCCUCGGCUGCAGGUGUUUCUGUAGCUUUUGGUGCACCGAUUGGAGGAGUUCUUUUUAGCCUGGAAGAGGUUAGCUAUUAUUUUCCUCUCAAAACUUUAUGGAGGUCAUUUUUUGCUGCUUUAGUGGCCGCCUUUGUUUUGAGGUCCAUCAACCCAUUUGGUAACAGCCGCCUUGUCCUUUUUUACGUGGAGUAUCAUACACCGUGGUACCUUUUUGAACUGUUCCCUUUCAUUCUCCUAGGGGUGUUUGGAGGGCUUUGGGGAGCCUUUUUCAUUAGGGCAAAUAUUGCCUGGUGUCGGCGACGCAAAUCCACUAAAUUUGGAAAGUAUCCCGUUCUUGAAGUCAUUAUCGUUGCAGCCAUUACUGCUGUGAUAGCCUUCCCCAAUCCAUACACCAGACUCAACACCAGUGAACUGAUUAAGGAGCUUUUUACAGACUGUGGUCCCCUGGAAUCCUCUUCUCUUUGUGACUACAGAAAUGACAUGAAUGCCAGUAAAAUUGUUGAUGAUAUUCCUGACCGUCCCGCAGGCCUUGGAGUAUAUUCAGCCAUAUGGCAGUUGUGCUUAGCACUCAUAUUCAAAAUCAUAAUGACAGUAUUCACUUUCGGUAUCAAGGUGCCUUCAGGCUUGUUCAUCCCCAGCAUGGCCAUUGGCGCCAUCGCAGGAAGGAUCGUGGGCAUCGCGGUGGAACAGCUGGCGUACUACCACCACGACUGGUUUAUCUUUAAGGAGUGGUGUGAAGUUGGGGCCGACUGCAUCACCCCUGGCCUUUAUGCCAUGGUUGGUGCUGCCGCAUGCUUAGGUGGUGUGACAAGGAUGACUGUCUCCCUGGUGGUUAUUGUUUUUGAGCUUACUGGAGGCUUGGAAUAUAUUGUCCCCCUUAUGGCUGCAGUGAUGACAAGUAAAUGGGUUGGAGAUGCCUUUGGUAGAGAAGGCAUUUACGAAGCACACAUCCGAUUAAAUGGCUACCCUUUCUUGGAUGCAAAAGAAGAAUUCACUCAUACCACCCUGGCUGCUGACGUCAUGAGACCUAGAAGGAAUGAUCCGCCUUUAGCUGUGCUGACACAGGACAAUAUGACAGUGGAUGACAUAGAAAACAUGAUCAACGAAACCAGCUACAAUGGCUUUCCUGUCAUAAUGUCAAAAGAGUCUCAGAGAUUAGUGGGCUUUGCACUCAGAAGAGACCUGACAAUUGCAAUAGAAAGUGCCAGAAAAAAGCAAGAAGGUAUUGUUGGUAGUUCUCGGGUGUGUUUUGCACAGCACACCCCAUCUCUUCCGGCAGAAAGUCCUCGGCCAUUGAAACUUCGAAGCAUUCUUGACAUGAGCCCUUUUACAGUGACAGAUCACACCCCAAUGGAGAUUGUGGUGGAUAUUUUCCGAAAGUUGGGUCUGAGGCAGUGCCUUGUAACUCACAAUGGACGCCUCCUUGGCAUUAUAACAAAAAAAGAUAUCCUCCGUCAUAUGGCCCAGACGGCAAACCAAGACCCCGCUUCAAUAAUGUUCAACUGAACCUCACAGAUGAGGAGAGAGAGGAAACGGAAGAGGAAGUUUGUUUGUUGAAUAGCACAACUCUUUAGCCUGAGGGAGUCGUCUACUUUUUUUUCCUCCUAAAAAAAAAAAAAAAAGGAAAUAUAAAAGCUGGACUUUGAAAACAUGGUUUGCAAACAGUGCUAGUGGAAUGAAGGAGUUGUGUGGGGAGAGGAGAGAGAGAAGGAAAGGAGGAAGGAGGUAUUUCCCUGCCUGACGGAGUGCAGCACACCAGCUCCUGUUCUGCACUGGAUGACUCAGCUGAGGGUCUGCUGGAUGGUGCAGGCUGAGCCUCCCUGGGGAUGACAUCGGAGUUCUCGAGCAACUAGCCUGGUACUCCACUAUUGCAAAGACGUGUUAUCAGUCCCUAUUUCUGGAGGGAUUACUUUGAAUUGAGCCAUCUAUAAGACUGCAAGGUCUUGCUCUUUUUUUUUUUUUUUAAUCAAAACUGUCCUGUUUAAUUCAUGAGUUGUUAGUUAACCAUUAUCUUUCUACAUUCCAGAAGAGCUUUUAUUUCUCUCUCCUGAGCUGUAACAAAGCCUCUUUAAACUGGUGUGCCCUUUGGAAGCAGUCCUUUCUCAUAUUGAGAUGUACUGUGAUUUUAUUGAGGUUUCAUCACAAGAAGGGAGUGUUUCUUGUGCCAUUAACCGUGUAGCGUGUACCAUCACUAAAAGCUCAGAACAGGCACAUGCACCAACACAAAGGCUGGCCAGACAGGCCACGUCUUGUAGGAAGCAUGAGUGAAAUCUCUCAGCUUGUGUGCUGUGGUUCAAAUCGAUAAUGAGACUUCACGUUUAAGGAGAAACAGAGCUUGCUUUCUUUUGUUUUUUUUUUCAUCUCAAACUUUAUGGAUAAUGUGAACUGGUCUUCUGCAGGUUUUCUAUUUCUGAAACUUCUAUGAUAGACAAGUGCUGUUCAGCAUGAGGAAACAAAGUGCUGCUGCUUUGACGGUAAAGAGAAGGAAGCGUUCUGUUAGCUGCAUCUGGUAUUACUUGCAUGUUAAAACACUGGAAUUUUUUUCUUGAAAUUAGGUCAGUCUUUUUUCUUUCUUUCCUCAAGAUAUUUUACUGCUGACACUGAAGAAGAAAUGUAAUUCAUAACUUGCACUAAAUGUAUAUUUCUUUUCUUAAAAAAUUUACCAUUCUUAUUUAUAUUUUUAUGGAUUAAAAUUUAUAAAAUACAGAUCAGUUAAUAUCUCACUUAAAUAAUUUUACCUUUUUAAUGUGAUUUUUAUAGACUAAUUCAGACAUACAAACAUGGAGAUAUGAACAAAGUUUACACUGGGAACAAGGGUUUAAAAAGAAGUGGUGGUUAUUUCUCUAUGAUCCCGUGUGUACAUACUCCUUUUCCUGAUCUUUCACUGCCAUCUCCUGGAUUAUUGCUUCUGAUCUGUCCAUUUUGACUCAUUAACUGGAAACUUGAAACACUACAGAUCACUUUUCAAAUUACAACCGGAAGUUAAAAUAGUGUUAACCUUUAAAUAAAAACAAAAAUAAUAGAAUCGCAAAGGUAGCAGUUAAAAAUUUAGCCUAACUUUUGAAUCUUUGGGUAGAUGGAAUCCAUACUUCAAAGUGUUCUAUGAUGGUUUGAAUACCCACAGUGCACAUUUUUGCAAAAUGAGUGGAAAACAUACUGGAGUGUGUUUGGGAUUUUUCUGUUUUGAAAUGUGUCUUAAUCAUGGUCUUAAUUCACUAUCAGCAAAGGCAAUAUACUCAAAGGGACUGUCCUAAAUAUUCUGAGAGUAUGCAUCUUUGGUAGGAAAAGGAAGUUUUGCAGACAUGUUUUCGGAAACACAGCAAGAAAUUAACCAUUUUUAAUUUCUUGGAAGUUUUGGAAGUGAUUCUUCACUUCCUCGUUCUUAAUGUAUCUCUGAGAUCACAUAACAACGUAAGAUCGUGAAGAUUUAUAAGAUCCUGAAGGUAUAUUAGAAUGACAAAAGUUAAGCAAAACUUUAGGAAUUUUUUGAAACUUUUUUAACUGCGCUAUCUGCCUAAAAUUAGUAUCUUGUUGUAAUUACACACUCCUUUGGCAGACGUCAGGUUUUCUUCAUAGCCCUUUCAAAGUUCAUUUUGGCUGUCCAGAGUCAGAUAUUUCUAAAUGAUAAUUCUGUAUACCUCCAACUUGUCUUCAGUGUAUUUGCCGUGUGCUAGGCACUGCUAGGGCAUGAACCCCUCAGCAUGGCUACUGGAUACCUUAAUCUCUUGUCCUAAGUUACAAGCCUUCAAAGGAGAGACCAGUUUUCUUGCAGAUAGCUUGGUACCUUAGACUCAACUUUACACACAUUUUGUUUUCCAUGUUUCCUUUUUUGACUUCAGGUCUUAACUUCCACUGCCCAUCCUGCUUUAGAGACUGACAUUUCAGGGUGGAUAUUAAAGCACUAAUUUUCUUCUUUGGUGUAACACUUGCAUUCCUGAUGUAUCUUACUGCUGGAAUACAGGAAAAGUGCCGUAUUUUUAAUGCAUUCAGUUUUCUUUGGUAUUACUAUCUGUUCCAGUUUUUGAUACAUUGAGGUAUGUCUUCUUUUCAACCAAACGAUGAAAUAGUGGAGACGGUGAAAUACAUGUGCCUGGCUAAUUGGCAAGUUAAUUGACCAAUGUAGAAAGUAUAGCGCCUUAUUUGAGUACCCUUUUUGAGAAGGUAUGGUGAGAAUGGGCAAGGGUGUCAGCAUCUUCUCCUAAUUGUUUUCAGUUUUGGUUCAUGAAGAAUGCCUAGUUUGUUAAUCUGUGAUAUUGCCUAGAACUGUAUCUAUCUGUUUUUACUUAUACUAGUGUAGUAAAGCCGCGUAUCAUGACAGUAAAAUGAUUACUGUGAUGCGUUAAUCAGACUCUAUUAAAAUCUAUAUGACGAUGUGUGGUUUGGCCUUUAAUUGUAUCUGUAACAGUCCUCCCGCUUUUACUCCUGCCCUGCGCAGCAUAGGCCAGUGUGCCUGGCACAAGCAGCCUUCUCUCAGGUUACGAAGCCAUUCCUAUGCUCUGCAAGCAGGGAGCAACAGGAGAGUGGCUGCCAGGGUGCACGCAGGACGUAGGUGCAGCCAGCAGUAAUACAUGGCCCCGGCUCAUCAGUGAAAGCUGCAGGGUCUGCAGAAAGAUGUAACUUCAGUUCCCUUUCAAAAACAUUUUUUUCCAAAGAAAAAUUGUGCUGUCUGCAUGAAGAGAAAACAGAUAAAUGAUUGACAUGCUUUUUAAUAAAAAAAAUUAAACAUUUGAAAUUUACUAAUAAAACUGCCUAAAAGGGGAUGGUAUUUGAAUGGUUAAAAAAAAAAAAAAAUUCAGUAGCCUUCUAAAAUUAAACCUGUA